GUCAAACAGAAAUGCAGAGUAAUAUUCUGUACUAGUAUAAAUACUUGUUAAACUGCAAACUCUCAUCAAACAAAUUCCUGGACCUGCACAUUGGAUAAUAAUACCCUGCUAUUUGGCCUAUCUCUACAAUCAAAAACGUGUUCAACCUACUCAUCUACUGAUCGGGAUGUCAGCUGGUACUCCGGACACUCCCUCAACCACCCUCUACAUUAUCUACAACGCCAAAUCGAGCCUGCUGGGCAAGAUCAAUUAUGUUUAUCGCAAAAGCACCUGCCCAGAUCCUGCUACGAAACCGGCCUGUGCUGCGUGCGAACUGACGCAUGGAGUCUCACUACGAUUGGCCGAAAGCGCGGAAUGGAAGGCCACCAAAGCGCGUAUCCUCCAUGCGACCAUUAUGCAACUUCACACGGAUGAACUCCCACCGGCGCUGGCGGACUGGAUACGACAGGCCAAAGUGCAGACGCCAGCGGUUGUAGUCCAACCAGACGUCGCUUCCACGGACUUCCAGGUGCUGUUGACGUCGGAAGACCUGGCUCGGGUGCGUCUCGACCACGGGGCGUUUCUCCGAUUACUUCAAAGUCGGGCGAGUGAAGCCGGAGUUCAAGGAAUCGAAGUGGCCGCCCCACCGUCCGAUCUAUAACUAUGUACAUAUGUAUAUACUUCGCAUGGAGUCCUCAGCUAGCGGUUAUGGAAUCAUUUAGGGCUGCAACAUGGGAACUGAGAGUGUGGGCGGUAGGAAGGUUGUCGAGACACUAGUCUCUAUGUAGUUAGUCUCCAGCUUAGCGGCUCGGAUCUUCUUUGAUCUGAUGCAGAGUUUUCAUCUCACUUCUCAUCCCACAAUUCUUUGGAUGAGAGGAGAGAGGGCAUGCACAUCUAUUGAGUUCACA
Molecule: messenger RNA, 887 nt
Organism: Coccidioides immitis RS
Lineage: Eukaryota; Fungi; Ascomycota; Eurotiomycetes; Onygenales; Onygenaceae
Exons: 1
Coding region: 167-640 (157 amino acids)
Source: RefSeq, a predicted model, not a curated record